Messenger RNA from Gastrolobium bilobum, 1764 nucleotides. RefSeq names its product protein FAR1-RELATED SEQUENCE 5-like. Gene Ontology annotation, biological process: regulation of DNA-templated transcription. The record is from RefSeq and is a predicted model, not a curated record. The coding region runs from base 1 to 1764 and encodes 587 amino acids. NCBI's taxonomy places the organism in Eukaryota, Viridiplantae, Streptophyta, Magnoliopsida, Fabales, Fabaceae. The transcript has 4 exons.
AUGUUACAGAUAAAGUUGGUGGAUGGAGUAUGGAAAGUAGAGAAGUUCAAUGAUACACACAAUCACCCAUUAAUUAACACUCCAUCAAAGGUGAAGAAGUUUCCUUCUCAGAAUGAAUUACGACGCUCAAAAGUUGCUAAAUCUCUUGUUUCUAUGCUUUAUGAGGAGGGUUUAACUUCUUCAAAGAUCUCAAAGGUGGUGAACGCUAUGGACAAAGAAGUUAACAUUACUCCAGCUCAAAUCACUAGUAUUAUAUCAGUUCAGCGAAGGAAUAAUGUGGGGCGAGAAUGUCAAGGCAUCAUCAAGCACUUUCAAAGGAAGUCUACUCUUGAUGGAUCUUUUUAUUUUAAUAUACAUUUGGCGGAAGAUGGAACGUUAAGAAGUGUAUUCUGGGCAGAUGGUAGGUCGAGAGCUGCAUAUGCUCAAUUUGGUGAUCUCCUUGUGUUUGAUGUGACUUAUCAAACAAAUAAGUUCAAGUUUCCUUUUGCCCCUUUUGUUGGGGUUAAUCAUCAUGGGCAAUCAAUUUUAUUUGCUGCCGCUUUGUUAGAAGAUGAAACGGAGGCAACAUUUACUUGGUUGUUUGAACAGUUUCAAGCAUGUAUGUUUGACAAGUCUCCUCCUGCUAUUAUCACUGAUCAAGAUAAAGCUAUUGGAAAAGCAAUUGCCAAGAUAUUUCCCACAGCACGACAUCGUUUCUGUGCAUGGCACAUGAAAAAACAUGUUAUGGAACAUACUCAAGCACUACGCGCACAAUUUAAGGAGAGUUUUGAUGUUGACUUUCGUGCGUGGUGUAAAAGUCCAAGCAUUGAUGAGUUUGAAGACAAAUGGGAAUCAUUGAGGACUAAAUAUGAUAUCAAACCAGGUACUUGGUUGUCUAACAUGUAUGCUUCACGUCAUCAUUGGGCAAAGACAUAUUUGAAAGAUACUUUUUGGGCCGGAAUGACCACAAGUGGCCGAAGUGAGAGUAUCAAUGCAUUUUUUGAUGGAUACGUCAACUCCAAUACAAUGUUAAAUGACUUUGUUACCCAAUAUGACAAAGCAAUCAAGUGUAGGAGGGAUGCCGAAGAAGAUGAGGAAUUUAAAACUAGAAAUACAAAAGCAAUUUUGGAGACUUCUCACGAAAUUGAAGCAAUAGCUGGUGAGCGCUACACGAGAAAAAUAUUUAAUAUCUUUAAAAAGGAGUGGAUGGAAGCUGUACUUGACUAUGAGCAUGAAAAGAUGUCAACGGACGAAAAUAAAAUCAGGUACAAGGUGGGGUCUCACAUAGUUGAUAAAGAGUGGUGGGCAAUUGUUGACAUUCAUUUGACAGAAACCUUCACAGCUAAUUGCGAUCAUGCUGAAACAACUACUAAUGAAGUUAGUGCAUUGUCCUUGUGGUCGAUUCUCUCCAAGUGCAAUAUGGCUAUUGAUGAGUCAAGAGAUUGUAUUUAUGAGAUUAAAAGGUUUGAUGCAUUUGUUGUUGAAUUUAUUCAACAACAAUUGGAAAGAAAAAGGAAGAUAAUUGAAGAUGAAGCAAUUCUCCAAAUUGUUCCUUCUUUAACUCUUGAAAUUGUAUCGCAAGUUUCUCUCAUUAAUUAUGUGCGUGAUCCCAUCCAUCCAAUCAAAACAAAAGGGCGUCCGAAGGUUGCUUCACGAAUAAAAUCAAGCCUUGAGUUGUCUUUAAAACAACAAAAGACUUGUAGUUAUUGUGGAGGAAAGGGUCACAAUAAAACCGGUUGUCAGAAGCAUAAGAUGGAUGUUGUAGGGGAGAAGCAAAAGGAAUAA